AUGCAGUUCAGAAUGGAACCGUUAAGCUCCGGGGUGAAGGACCAGGUGUCACGCAUCUCGGCUGCAUGCUUGGAUCGCUCUCUCAGAAGAGCAUCCAAGUUCGUGAGCGAUCCAGGGUCCGUGCUGCAACGGACAAUUGACCACGCUGUCGAGGCGUUCACUGCCUCCAUCCAUUCAGCAAUCAUGAUCAAGGCCGAGCUGGAUGGAAGGGAGGCCUUGACAGCGAAAGAGAGGGAGAAUUCUUCUGCUGCCUUGAAGGCUGCCACUACGCUCAAAGGCGAGCUGCUGAAGGCUCGGAGCGAGGUGGAGACAUUCUGA
Molecule: messenger RNA, 318 nt
Organism: Momordica charantia (bitter melon)
Lineage: Eukaryota; Viridiplantae; Streptophyta; Magnoliopsida; Cucurbitales; Cucurbitaceae
Source: RefSeq, a predicted model, not a curated record